AAAAUAAAAUGGCGGACGUAUGGACGUAUUCAUCAGGGGAGACUUUUAGCAAAAUGUCAUUCAAGUGCAUUUCCAUUUAUUAUUGCUAUUGUUUUUUUGUGUCUUUGGACUGACCUAAUAUGACAUAUGGCUACCUAUAAAAAGAAAAACGUCGAUGAGCAUAAAAAUAAAGUUGCUGUACAAGAAAAUCCGACUGAAAAGCAAGGAAAACAUGGCAGACCCAAAACAGAAAAUCGCAAGAGGAAUGAAUUUUUUGAACAAGUCGACUCUCUUAACCGCGAAUAUAAUUCCUUGGAGAAGGAAAGAAAUACUUUAAUGUUCAGUCGUCGCAGUGACUUCAGGAAAGAAUAUUGCAGCUUUGAAGAUUCAGAUGUAAAGUCUUUAAAUGAGAAAACAGCUGAAAAACAACACUUGAAGCAACAACUUGGCAAGAUAAGAGGGAGUGUGAGCAAGUUUCAAAGAGAGCUACUAGAUGUCAAGCCCUCACCUUCAUUUGUUCAAAAAUUAAAAGACAUGAUGGAGGAAAUUGAAAGUUCUAUUAUGGCAUUCAAAGAACAGCAGCAAAAAAUCUAUGACGGUUUGAUUCAAGAAGAAAAAUCAACUCAACAAGAGAUUACUGCAAUGGAAAAGAAAUUUGAUUCAUGGUGUCAAUUACCAGCUCCUUCAACAGUUGCUGCCAAUGUUAAGAGGACAACAAGCACUGUAACAGCAUCUCUACCACCUGCGGUAGCUGCAUUUGAGAAAUUCUUGGUACAAACAGGAGGGCACCAAGGUGGAUGGGAUGAUUAUGACAAUCAGCUAUUCCUAAAACUAAAGGCUAAGUACAAGAACAAUGAGACCUUUCUGCGGAUGGCAGGAUCAGCAAUUCCUGGGAAGAAUUUUGAUGAAGUCCGACAGCAUAAUGAAUGGUUUAUUCAAUACCUAGAGCUGAAGGAAAGCAAGAGGAAAGCUAUUCUUGAAUGGAAGCAAAAUAAAAAGGAAGAAAAAGAUGACUCGUUUAUGAAAACAGAAGAGACGGAAGAAGAUGAUCAGAUUAAAAAAAAGAAUGAAAAGCUAGAAAACGAACGUGCUGAACGUUUAUCUAAACUCGCUGAGUACAAAGCACAGAAAGAAUUAGAGAAGGCUAAAUUACAGGAACAACAAUUCCAAGAAGAAAUGAAUAAGAUGAAAGAAAGAGAGAAAGAAGAGAAAAAAAGACUGGAAUUGAAAGCACAAGUUGAAGAGUAUGCUCGCUGUCGAGCUGAAGAGGAAAAAGUUAUGCGAGAAGCAGAGGAGGCUAGGAAAGCACAACUAAGAAAGGAAAGUAAACCAAGCACCGAAGAAAUCAACCGGAUAAGAGAAAGAAAUACCAAAAUACUUAAAGAAAAACAAGCGGUGAUAAAAGCAAAAGAGGAAGAAAUCAAGGAAAAAGAAAGACGACUUCGAAAAUUGAAAAGUCAAGUGGAGGUGAAAGCGGAACGAGACCCAUCUCGUCUUUACAAACUAACACGUGGUUUAGAAGAAAGAAGGAAAGAAUCAAAAGAUGGUUCGGGGGCCAAGGGGCCAAUGCUGCACAUGCCACACAGGUACUAACUUGCCGAUGAAAAUGUUUGCUAUACGUUUUGCUAUGCUAUCACGUGUGAGUAGAGUAGUAUAGGGA
Messenger RNA from Actinia tenebrosa (Australian red waratah sea anemone), 1639 nucleotides. RefSeq names its product coiled-coil domain-containing protein 112. The record is from RefSeq and is a predicted model, not a curated record. NCBI's taxonomy places the organism in Eukaryota, Metazoa, Cnidaria, Anthozoa, Actiniaria, Actiniidae.